CUCUAUUCUCUGUGUUCUAUAUUCUAGCACAAUUGAACUAUUUCUAAAGACACUGGUUUUACCAUUCUGUCUCUCUCUUGCCACUAAGAUUCCUCCCUACAAAUACCACACCUUGCACUUCUGAAACUCCUGUAUACUGCUGCAAGAAUGCAUUCCAUUCCUCACAGCACAGCAACGGCACAACAUACAUAUAUCCCCUUCCCCAGGUUUCAGUCAGAUUGACCAUUCUCAUGUCCACAGGACUCUGUAUAGUGUCAAAAAUGACACCACUAACAACCCUAUUGACCCUCCUCUCUCUCCUACCCCUCCUCCAAGCUCAUCCGAUCUCGUUACACCAUCGCUCUCCAUCCCCGAGACUCAUCCCCGAAGUUAGCGACUACCUCUCAAAAUACUUCGCCAACAUCGGUCUCCAGAGUCUAUACGAGAGCUUCUUCCCAUUUGACAACAAGCACGAUGCCCUUGGCAAUAUCUCUUCUUCGUUCGAUCCCAGCCCCAGCUCGUCUGCGUCACCCUCACCGACUCCAGAGGCGACUGAAUACUCGAGAGCGAAUGUGAUUCCGACAACGACACCGGCUCCAACCCAGAAUUCAGACCCAACACCAAGUGCGACCUCAACCACGAGAACAAAACACAGCUGGUGGGCGGACUGGGAUCUUGAGAUGAUGUCAGCAUCGGCGCUAUCGUCGAGCUUACGCGCUACACCGACACCGACACCGAGUUCGAGUCCGAGUUCGUCGAGACACGGUUGGUGGGCGAAUUCCGAUCUCAAAGCCCUUUCCUCCUCGUCGGCAUUGUCGAGUCCGACACCGACAUUGACACCAGUAACUGUGACGCCUAUAACGCCCGUGGCGUCAGCAACCCCGACUCCCUCUGCAGAUGCUGACAAGGAUGAUGGGGAUGAUCUCUGGGAUUCGCUGUUUGAUGCCCUUUCCGGACGGAUCCGGAAUGCGCUGGAUAGUAGCGAUGAAUUGUGGUUGUCAGACGAGUGAUGUCAAUUCUGAAUCCUGACGUUGAGGGCUGGGGUUUUUUGUUAAAUCCGUUAUCCCCGGACGGAUGGAGUUAGGAGUUAGUGCCCAGAUCAGAACCUAUUUAUACAGAAUACACCUACUUCUCU
Messenger RNA from Aspergillus glaucus CBS 516.65, 1114 nucleotides. RefSeq lists its product as uncharacterized. The record is from RefSeq and is a predicted model, not a curated record. The transcript is spliced from 2 exons. Bases 261 to 989 code for a protein of 242 amino acids. NCBI's taxonomy places the organism in Eukaryota, Fungi, Ascomycota, Eurotiomycetes, Eurotiales, Aspergillaceae.